Molecule: messenger RNA, 1035 nt
Organism: Eutrema salsugineum
Lineage: Eukaryota; Viridiplantae; Streptophyta; Magnoliopsida; Brassicales; Brassicaceae
Product: probable glucan endo-1,3-beta-glucosidase BG4
Exons: 1
Coding region: 1-1035 (344 amino acids)
Biological process (GO): carbohydrate metabolic process
Cellular component (GO): plasma membrane
Molecular function (GO): hydrolase activity, hydrolyzing O-glycosyl compounds
Source: RefSeq, a predicted model, not a curated record
AUGGAUUGUCCUAAAAAGUCGUUCUUGUUCAUGAUCUCGUGCAUAAUACUCCUGCUCAACUACAACAAUGGUGGCUUUGUACACGCAACAACAAACAUUGGCUUGAACUACGGUCUCCUCGGAGACAACCUCCCACCUCCGUCCCAAGUUAUUAAUCUCUACAAGUCCUUAGGCAUUACGAGUAUUCGUAUAUUCGACACGAACACAGACGUCUUGAACGCAUUCCGCGGAAACCGCGAUAUUGGAGUCAUUGUAGGCGUCAAGAACGAAGACUUGGCGGCUCUUGCGGUUAGCGAAAACGCUGUUAACACAUGGUUCAUGACCAACAUUGAGCCUUACUUAGCUGACGUCAACAUUACGUUCAUUACUGUUGGCAACGAAGUCAUCCCUGGAGACAUCGGCCCUCACGUGCUACCCGUCAUGCAAUCUCUGACCAACCUCGUCAAGUCGAGAAGUCUCCCGAUCUUGAUCAGCACCACGGUGGCUAUGACCAACCUUGGCCAAUCAUAUCCACCUUCUUCCGGAGAGUUCACGUCCCAAGCGCGUGAACAACUCGUUCCCGUGUUGAAGUUCCUGUCUCAAACGACUACUCCUAUCCUCGUCAACAUCUACCCUUACUUCGCUUACGCGUCUGAUCCCUCCAACAUUCUUCUUGAUUAUGCCAUCUUCAACACCGAUGCGGUUGUUGUACAAGACGGGCCACUGGGGUAUUCAAACAUGUUCGAUGUGAUAUUUGACGCGUUCGUGUGGGCAAUGGAGAAAGAAGGCGUAAAAGAUUUACCCAUGGUGGUAUCAGAGACUGGAUGGCCAUCCGCGGGUAACGGGAACUUAACAACGCCGGAGAUCGCGUCUAUCUACAAUGGAAAUUUCGUCAAACAUGUGGGAAGCGGUAAAGGGACGCCCAAGAGGCCAAACAGUAGCAUUCAUGGGUUUCUAUUUGCGACAUUCAACGAGAAUCAGAAGCCAGCUGGGACCGAACAGAACUUUGGGUUGUAUUAUCCUACUGAUCUGAAGCCCAUCUACAAGUUGUUUUGA